Molecule: messenger RNA, 726 nt
Organism: Effrenium voratum
Lineage: Eukaryota; Dinophyceae; Suessiales; Symbiodiniaceae
Source: the annotation of a GenBank genome assembly
AUGCUUUGGCUGAACACGCUUCAGCCGAUUUCAGUGCGGCCAAUUGCAAUCACCACAUUGCGCGCAAGCGACACCCAGGCUCCAGAGCGGCAAGAUGUUGCUGAGGGGCGCCGUUCAGCUGAGGUGGUGGUUCCUCUCCCCUACUCGCGGCGGGUCUUUGCCUCCUCCUGGCUGGUAGCCAUCACUGCAGGCCUCGCAGCACUGCACGGCCAGUUCCUGUGCAGCGCGCUGUGCCUGCUGGUGCUGCUCGGAACAGUGAACUAUUGGCGCGACCCGCGCAGCGGCUGGCGCCGGCGGUGCGACUUCCUCUUUGCCAAUUCGGGGAUCGGAUACCACCUACUUCUCGCCUUGGUGCUGUGGACAAAGACUCCACUCAGGCAAAAGCUGGCCUUGCUCAGUCCCUCCGUGCGGCCCUGGCUUCCUUGCGGGCCGGCUUGGCCUGCGCUGAACCCUCUGGGCUUCUGGCUGCUGUGGGGCUGCGCGCUGGUCCUCUACCUGCGGGCCCGCGCUUGCGCCCAGGAGGGCCAGUUCGAUGCUGGCACCAGAUGGCACGUGGGCUUCCACUGCGUCGGGAAUCUGGCCAACAUCUUGCCGACCGCUCAGCGCGAGCGAGGGCGCAGGAUCCGAAUUCCAGGGCAUGUAGUGCCACAUCAAAAUUCGACCUUCAAGAAGUUUCGGAAGCAGGAGACAUGUGACAGAUCACGGCGAGAGCCACAUCGCUAUUGA